Molecule: messenger RNA, 10733 nt
Organism: Podarcis lilfordi (Lilford's wall lizard)
Lineage: Eukaryota; Metazoa; Chordata; Lepidosauria; Squamata; Lacertidae
Source: the annotation of a GenBank genome assembly
GGGCGGGCAGGUAGGCUGCGCCUCACUCGCGACCAGGACAUGAGCGCAUGACGCGCGGGAGGGGACAGUUCUCUGGCGGAGCCGCUGAGGGAAAGAAACCUCGCCGGGAAGGCGGAAGAAGGAACCUCGUCAUUCCCGGGAUUUUUGCGCUUUCCUUCCCCGCCUGAAGCCAGUUUGCAAGUCUCUCCUGGGGCAGGAAAGCUGCGUAGAGAAAGGCUGAGCGCGGUGAGGCUGCGCUGCGCCAGAAAGAAAAAGGCGCCUUCUUGGUUCCGCUCCCGGUGCUUGUGGGAGCGCAGGGCGCCCGCGAGGUGUGGUUGCGAGUGAGGCGGCGGCGGCGGCAGGAAGGUGCUGUGGUCGUUGGUUGAGCCUUGGGAGAAAAGUGCCCGGGCGAAAAGCGGCACUUGAAGAGUCCGGGAGUUCCCAUUUCUGAGAGGCGUCCAGUGCGCUCCAAUAUCUGGCUGCUCAGAAAGAAGUCCCCUUGUGAAGCCGCUGAGACUUACUCCCAGGUAAGUGGGCGCCGAGCUGGAAUCGCGGAAGCGCAGCUGGAAGGCUGCGACCCUCAUAAAUGUAGGUGAGAGACGCGGGGCGUAGUUUUCUCUUGACUGCACGCAGCAAAGUUUCUGGCGAAGCUGGGCCUCCUUGUGUAUAGGGAAAACAAGGGAAAGGGGUGGGGUAAUGGUGUAACCGACUAGCUAGCCAUUGUUUUCUUAGGUGGCUUGACGCUGAUACCCGUUAUGUGCGUGACUCCUGCUUCCUGUGCACACAUAUUUAUGAUUUUCUGUAAGAUGGUGGAACUGUGAGUAUAGUUAACGUUUUGCCCUCUGCUCGGGAAGCCUUAACUCUUAAUCCUGUGUAUGGUGCUAGCAUUCUUCAUGUAGUCAAAGGUACUCUGUUAAUAGAUUCACAUGCCUUCGUUUUGGUUUAGAAGUCCAGUCAAAAACUGAUUAAAAGGCUUGUUUUGUUUUGUUUUUUUAAAUUAUAAUGAUAGAAGAAGAAAAAUAUAUCAGCUGUUUUCUUUAGAAGAUUUAAGGACUUUAGAAGAUGUUGGGUUUUUUUGUUUUUUUUGCAGACUCUCAAAGCAGGAAUUCAGUUUGCUUUUCCUUUUGUCAAGCACAGUAUAUGUGAAACCAGGAAAUGAAAAGGAAUCUUUUCACUCUUUUGAUUUCUGAAACAGGGGAAAGGACCACAAAUGUCUUCAAGGAAUGCAUCGUCAGAGCGCAGACCAGGACAACACAGUCGGUCAGUCCAUUAUGAUGAAGUGAAUGUGGAUUAUUCUUCAGAAGAAGAUGCUGAAAGGGAUUUUCAAGAUGCUGGACACAUACUUAACACAGAUCCCUUGCCACCACCUCUUCCACUACAGCCACCCUUUGGCCCUGAAUUUUAUCCAAGUGACAGCGAAGAAACUGCUGGAGCCUCUGAUCUUAAACCAGUGAGAAAAUUCAUUCCAGACUCGUGGAAAAACUUCUUCAAAGGGAAAAGAGACGGCCCUGAAUGGAAUAAGCCAGUAGCUGCGAUUUCUGGGGGAGCUGAAUGCUCUCCACCAUCAUCUCCAACACUUACUCCGGUGAAGCCAGGCAAUACUUCAGUUCCAAGCUCAUACCAGGAUCCUUAUGGAGGAUCGGGGGGAACCUACAAUUCACGGAAAGAAGCUGAAGCUAUGCUUCCACAAGAUCCCUACGGCUCCCUAGAGAGGCACACACAAACUGUUCUAGCAUACAGUGAGAAAGUAGAAGCCUUUAAUUUGAGAUACUCUUACAUGAAAUCUUGGGCCGGCUUGCUCAGGAUCCUGGGAGUUGCCGAACUGCUGUUGGGUGCAGCUGUGUUUGCCUGUGUUACAGCUUACAUUCACAAAGACAAUGAGUGGUACAACUUGUAUGGCUACUCUCAGCCACAUGGGGCAAGCAGCAUGUAUGGAUAUGGAGGGGGAAGCAGCAUGUAUGGAGGCUAUUACUACAGUGGGCCUAAAACCCCUUUCGUUCUUGUUCUUGCAGCACUUGUUUGGAUAGUGACUGUUAUAAUUCUAGUACUUGGUAUGUCCAUGUAUUACAGGACAAUUCUUCUAGAUUCCCACUGGUGGCCUUUAACCGAGUUUGGAAUUAAUGUUGCCUUGUUUAUUUUGUAUAUGUCAGCUGCGAUAGUCUAUGUGAACGAUGCUAACAGAGGAGGACUUUGCUACUACCCAUUAUUUAAUACGCCAAUGAACGCAAUGUUUUGCCGUAUAGAAGGGGGGCAGACAGCUGCAAUUAUCUUCUUGUUUGUAACAAUGAUAAUCUAUCUUGUUGGCGCAAUCGUUUGCCUAAAACUAUGGAGGCAUGAAAGUGCACGGAAACAGCGAGAGCUUAUGCAACAAGAGGUAAGUUCUGUAGAAAACAGUUGUUCCUACCAUACAUUUAGUUUGUAAAAUAGUUAGUGUCAUUUAUUCACUGGCCUGGAUAGGACACAUAAAUCUCAAUUUACUAAAGCCAAGGUGUCCUAAAACCAUGUGCUUGUGUCUUGUGUCCCCUUGCUACCCCAUCCAUCCUUUGUGUAAGUAAACAAUUAUUAACCAAAAAAAUCCCAUUGCAGUACAAGGAGGAAACUUCGAUAACCAGGACUGAAAUAAACUGCCUGCUUCUAAUCUCAGUAACUAUUGGAAAGCAAAGGAAACCAUAUUUCACUAAUUCAGGGAUUGUUAAUAAUAAUAAUAAUAAUAAUAAUAAUAAUUAUUAUUAUUAUUUUUAUUUAUACCCCGCCCUCCCCAGCCAAGGCCAGGCUUACAAGCAAUAAUAAAAACAAGUUGAAUUGAUUGUUGAAUUAUGGCAUGCCAAAAAAAGGAGGAAGGAAGGGGCAACAUGAAACAGAGUACCCAGGCACAAGGCUUGUGCAGAAUUUGGCUUAAUCAGCUAAGAUAAAUACAUCUGAACCAGCCCACUAUGUAGAUGUUAUGUCUCCUUACUGUUGUACUUGCUUCUGUAACAGUUGCAUCACUAAACUAAGGACCUGAUUUGAGGCCUUUGAAGUUUUAUAGAUUAUUUUAAUAUUAACUAUGUGCAACUUUUUGCAUAAUUCUGAAAUGAACAUUGUUCAUGCAAGGAUGAGCCUCACUUGGUAGAACAUGAGACCCUUAAUCUCAGGGUUGUAGGUUUAAGCCCCACAGGCAACAAGAUUCCUGCAUUGCAGGGGGUUGGACUAGAUGACCCUCCCAACUCUACAAUUCUGUGAGUCUAUGAAUAAUUUCGCCUAAACAGAAUUGAGUUCAAGUAAUAUAUACUUUGUUGAGGUUCUGUGUAUGUGACCACAUAAUGUCAGUAUAAUAGGUGGAGUUUGCUUGUGAAUGUACCUAAUCAAAAUACCUUCAGCAGUGUUAACUACACUGAUACUACAUUGUCUUGUGGAGACAUAUAUCGGUGCUUUUGACCAGAGAUUAAACUUUGCUGCCUUGCAACAUUCCAGGAUCUGAGAGCACCUCCUCCUCCCAAGUUUCUCUGCUUCCUACUUUCAAAGGAGAGUCAAAAUAUACCAUUGCUGCUUCCAGAUGGCCUAGCACCAAAAACAGACAGGGGAAUCUUUUGGUCCUUUCCCCUUCCCUAAUUCUGUCAGAAGGGGAAAGAAGGGCAGGACAGAGCUUCUUCUCCUUCAUUUUUCCUGAAAAUCCAGAAUAGCUGGGACAUUUUCAAAGAAAGAUGAAGAGGAACUAUAUCAGCAGACACUACCAGUGAGGUUCCAAGGAAGGAUAGAAACAGUAUGCACCUCUUUCCACUGGUUGGAUUUAGGGAGAAGCGCAAUCUCUUUUUGCCUUUUUUUCCGCCCCAGAUGUCUGCGUGUUAAGGCUUUUAUUGUCUACAUUUGCACACUUAAUGAUGAUGUUUUUGGUUUUUUAUUAGAUGAUAACGACGCAAUCUUUUGCCCCAAAAAGGAUGGUAAGAACAACACUUUUUUUUCUAUAUUCAAAUGCUGAGUACUUUCAGGGCCUGAACUACUUUAGUUUCAACAAGAAUUCGGAUAAAAUAGGUAAAAUAGGUAAAGGUUGAGACACACUUGACAACAGGGGCCACCAGAGAGGCAACUAUCAUAAUCCUCUCCUGUCAACAUGGGGGUGAGGUGUAUGUGAUAGAAUUGCACUCUUAUUUCUGAUCACUCUACUCCAUGCUAAAUUAGUGCUGUUUAAAGUGGAUUUACUGACUGUUGUUGACUGUUAAUAUCCAUUUUACAUAGUAUGAAGAUGGCAGUCCCAAAGUAGCAACAAACGCAAAGAACUUCAAGUCUGUGGAACUGAAACCUGAACUACUCAAUGGCCAUAUACCUGCAGGACAUAUUCCUAAACCUAUAGUGAUGCCAGACUACUUAGCGUGAGUCUCUCUGCAACCUUCCUUUUGAAGCUUUCUCUUGGAGUGAUAAAUCCCAAUGACCGACUACAGAUGAUCACAUCUUGGCUUAAUAAUAUAUGAAUGAAUUGAGAUGUGAGCCUUCUGCUCCUGCUUUCACAGCGUUAGCAAACAAACCAGGGAGUCUUCAGCUAGUCAUAAUUUCUCAUUUCAUCCAAACUAGGGAAUUACAUUUACUUGCUUUGGAACAAGUCAGGAUAUUAAACAUUGGUUUGAAGUUGGUGUGAUAACAUGGUUUGUUCUGAAGCCAGUAAUCAUCAUUUUCCAGUUUGGAUGAAACAGGAAACCAUGAAUAAUGAGGGGCUUUUUGGUUUAACCAAAUUAGAUGGCUUAAAUUAGGUGACUUUGUGUUUGGUGGGAAAAGGUUUGUUUCUAUACUAUUGCUGACUUUUAACCACCUAAUUAUAUUUUCAUAUUAGAACUGUAUCUGGAAAUCAAUGCCUUGUACAGCAUUCUGUUCUUGCAGAUAUUGAUUUUGAGUGCAUAGUUUUUAGCUAUAAAGCAUUUCAAAUUACAUCAUGCAAAGGAGACUUCCCAUAUUGAUUUCUGUUAAUUAAAAAAAGUUCUCUUUGAACUUUUGAGUUUGAAUCACUUAGUAUCAAGUGCCAAUAACAAUUUUAUUGUUGACAUAUUGCCAAGCCCAAACCUCUAUUCUAAAGCAGAGUCUGCAAUUAGCCUGCCAUCCAGGUUAUAACCAAUGAAAUUGUUUGGGAAACAGUCCAGGUGAUUUGACUAAAUAAACCAAGUUGUACUCUACAGAGGGUGGGAGGUAAUCUAAGAUUGUUGUAGUCUUUUCUAAUUUGAGUCACAAUUUUCAUGUGGCAAUACACUUUUACAAGGUUUUUUUGUCUUUUCAAAAAUCCAUAAUGCAUACAUUUGAAGCUUACAUAGAUGGUUGAUCCUGUAGGACUAAUUAUAGUUUCUUACAGGAAAUACCCAGCAAUUCGUUCAGAUGAGGAAAGAGACCGAUAUAAAGCUGUGUUUAAUGAUCAGUUUUCUGAAUAUAAAGAGCUUUCUGCUGAGGUUCAUGCAGUCUUAAAGAAAUUUGAUGAGCUAGAUGUGUUGAUGCAGAAGCUUCCUCAGCAGCCUGGAAACACUCUUGUAAGUACUUACCAUAAUUGAGCAUGGAUUUAAAAAUUGCAUUUAUAAGCAGUUUUGGCUGGAGUCACAUGGCAACCUAGACAUUGGAUCACCACAAUCCUUUACAUUUAGCAAGCCAAAGACAUUUUAGUUUGGUUGCUGCAGAAAAUUGUUGCUUGAGAUAGCAGCGAAAAGCACUUGGUAGUCAGUCAUCUAGCUGUGAAAUUAUUACCGUAUUUUUCGCCCUAUAGGACGCACUUUUCCCCCUCCAAAAAUGAAGGGGAAAUCUGGGUGCGUCCUAUGGGGUGAAUGCAGGCUUUCGCUGAAGCCUGGAGUGUGAGAGGGGUCGGGGGGCCCCGCCCCCGCUCGCUCUCCAGGCUUCAGGAAGCUAUCCGCAAGCCUUGGGAGCCCACGGGAGUUCCCGCCGGGCUCCCACGGCUUGUGGAGAGCUGCCUGCAUCCCGAAGCCUGGGGUGCACUUUGCUCAGCGCGCCCCAGGCUUCAGGCUUCGCGCAGCUCUGCACAGGAGAGCUGUCUGCAUCCCUGCGGACAGAAGCCUGUUCUGGGGUCGGGGGAAGCUCGGGCUUUCCCCCCCCUUUAUUCCCCCCCCCAAAAAAAACUAGGUGCGCCCUAUGGGGCGAAAAAUACAGUAGAUUACUAGUAACCACCACAUGCUCCCUUUUGUCCCAUUCCCUUCAAAACCAGAAGGACCACAAAUUUUUGAACUGAAGUAGCAAUAUUCAGGAUUAAUAUAGCUUAGUUGUUAUAGGGUUUUGCUGUUGUUCAGCUCCUGCAGUUUCAACCUAGCAAAGCAGAUGACCUCUCUAGGAAUGGUAUUCUGAACUUGUACUAUGGUUACAUAAAAAAAUAUUAGGACAGAAGAAAAUUAAUAUGUUAUUUGUGGACAUAAUAGACAUGAUAUUUUGAAAUGCUGUUUUCCCCCCUCUACAGGAACAUGACAGAAUUGCAAAUGUUUUGCAACAGUAUAGAAAGAAAAAGAAUGUGAGUUCUCGUAUCUACUUAUUUAUGUAAUUACUGAUUGUUAAUGUGCAUAAUGUUUUAACAGAGCAGUAACAAAAAUACCCCUGCCCUGAGUUGUUUUACAUAGUAAUUUUUGGCACAAGGAAGGCAAAGGGCAGAGAGGUAGGGAAUAAGAAUGAAGGGGAGGGCCAACAGGAAGAACAUGUGUCCUAGUUGCACGUACUUCAGCUUUGUUUGGGUUGGAGAUGAGGACUUUGCUUAAAAUUCUUCACAUAAAAGGUGGAUUUUGAGAGAGAAUUUGAGGAAGGGGCAUCAGAAAAAGAGGGGGUAUCACUCAGUUCUAGCAGGCAGUUCCAUUAAUAAGGCUGAAAGUCAUAAGUGGGUUUCCAUUCAAAUACUAGUUUUCAUUCACAAUGUGGUAACAUGACCUUCCAGGAUAAGAACUUGCCCUAGAUUUAAGUUUUCAUUAUUCUGGCAUUGGAUUUAAAAAAAAAAUCAUUGCAUGUAUACAUUUAAAUGUAUUACUUCCCAAUCUCAAAUGUUAAGGUUUGCUGACAAAAUAUAAAAGAAACCCAGCAAAACAAAAUAACACUUCAUGAGAUUUAUUGAAAUUACCCUUUGUGACUUGACCCACCUACCUCUGCAGGUUUCCACAAAAUAAAUUACUGAUCUGUUUAUUCUCUGUAUUGCAGGAUCCCACAUUUCUUGAGAAAAAAGAACGUUGUGAAUAUCUAAAGAAAAAGCUUUCUCACAUAAAACAGAGAAUUCAAGAUUAUGACAAAGUUAUGAAUUGGAAUGCUUAGGGGGGACUUUAUUUGCAAGGUUUUAGUUCAGUGGUUUUUUUAUAUUUAUUUAUUGCCAUAACUGUAUAAACAUUCUGCUGUGAAAUGAAUUUUUAAAUCUUGUGAAAUUUUAUUACUGGGCUGACUGGCACAUAAUGCUAAACCAUGGUUUACUGCUAUUUGCACAAGCUGGAACAAGAUUGAGCAAAGCCUUGGCUUUCUGUGCUCCCUUCCCCUCCCCUCAUGCAGCUGAGAGGACUUUGGUUUCCAGCUAAUCUGGGUUUGCCAUUCAGAAUCAGAGACUGUGGAUUAAAACUAUAAUAAGUUUUUGAAACAAGCCAUCUUCAAACCAUUAUGAAGCUGGCUUGUUUAACUAACCAGCAUUUUAAACAAGUUUUUCAUUUGCUAUUAACAAGAAGUCUGGGUUAAUGGAAACGACAUGCUAGCAUAUAUUCCUUCUUUCAGCCCCAUAGGACGAGAAGGGAAGAAUGAGUGCUUAAACCCAAGGCUUUAGUCAUACUUCGGGUUGCGAAUGCAGUGGGUUACGCGUUUUCAGGUUACGGACGCGCCAAACCCAGAAGUACCAGAACAGGUUACUUCUGGGUUUUGGAGCUCGUGCAGAACCGCUAAAUCGCACUUUGUGCGUGUGCAGAAGCGCUGAAUCACAUCACACACAGAUGCGGCGCUGCAGGUUGUGAACGCUGCGGGUUGCGAACGUGCCUCCCACAUGGAUCACGUUUGCAACCUGAGGUUCCACUGUACUUGGACUCCUUCCUUUUUCCCACGUGGUUUAGCAUUGUGUGUGACAGGCCGUUAUCUUGAACAAAUUUUAAGGUUUUACUUCAUUUAUGUAAAUUUUGUACUUUAUGUUCCUGCUCCUUGAUCAUAUAUAAAUGCAAUUUGAGUGUUUCCUUUUGCUGCUUGAUUAUUUUUUUGCUUUUAAUUUGGAUGUUGGCUUCUUGUAAAUGUGAAUCUGUUGUGUCUGAAAGUACGAUUGUGAUAAUUAGGUUUAUGUAACAGCCUGCCUGCUUGCUGGUGUGUGCACAUAACACACACAUUCCUAACUGCCCAACAAAUUAUCAGUACUGUCAGUAAGGCUGAUUCCCUCUUUGAAAGACUGAAGAGUCACUUACUUCCCAAGUAAGUAAUGCUCUUAAGGCUAAGAGUGCUGAUUUCCCAGUUCUCUGUGAACAUGGUUCCCAGUGAAGUGUUGGGAACUCUUAUAUUCAGCACCAAGUUCUAAGUAGAGAAAUUUUCAUUCCUUUAUGUUGAGCACCAUUUUUGUACAAUGGGAUUUGGAAACAGAAACCUGUUGCCCAAAGUUCUGCUCGCCAGGUUCCAUUGUUUGAGCAGCUCCUCCUCCUUGCCCAGUUCUUUCUGUUGUUGUUACAAUCCUUUGGGUCAGUUUCACAAACCAGUAAAUACAUUUUUUCCUAUUUAAAAAUACAGUGGUACCUCAGGUUACAGACACUUCAGGUUACAGACUCCGCUAACCCAGAAAUAGUACCUCAGGUUAAGAACUUUGCUUCAGGAUGAGAACAGAAAUUGUGCUCCGGCGGCGCAGCGGCAGCGGGAGGCCCCAUUAGCUGAAGUGUUGCUUCAGGUUAAGAACAGUUUCAGGUUAAGAAUGGACCUCCAGAACGAAUUAACUUCUUAACCCGAGGUACCACUGUACUAACCUUUCUGUCUACUACCUUAUUCAGAAACUUUCUCUGUAGCUCUUAAUCACGGAACAUUUAAAUAACUGAAGCAGUCAUUCAAGGGCCUACUUUUGCCUUGCAGCAAAAUAAUCAAUUUGUAUUAGUAAAGUUGAUGGAUCAAACCCCUGUCUAAUUGUGCCACAACCUUCAAAAAUUUAUGAAUGACUGCUGGGAUACCUCAGUCGGUAGAGCAUGAGACUCUUCAUCUCAGGGUCAUGGGUUUGACCCUGAGCAUGGGCAAAAGAUUCUUGCAUUGCAGAGGGUUGGACUAGAUGACUUUUGUGGUCCCUUCCAAAUCUACAAUUUUAUGAUGUUUAAAUUCAGAAAGCACUGUUCUCUGCUAUGCGCAGCUCUCAAGUUCUCUCACUCAAGGACAAAAAUGAGUUUUAUAGUGACGACUGCCCUUAUGGACGUGAUGCAAAAUACAGUGGUACCUCGGGUUACAUACGCUUCAGGUUACAGACUCCACUAACCCAGAAAUAUUACCUCGGGUUAAGAACUUUGCUUCAGGAUGAGAACAGAAAUCACGCGGUGGCGGCACGGCAGCAGCGGGAGGCCCCAUUAGCUAAUGUGGUGCUUCAGGUUAAGAACAGUUUCAGGUUAAGAACGGACCUCUGGAACGAAUUAAGUACUUAACCCGAGGAACCACUGUAUAUGAAAGGAGGAAGCUGAAGAAGGGCACCUGCAUACUGCCUAAAAAGCAGAUGAACCUCAAAGGAAGCUAAAGAAAAUAGUUUUAUUUGAAAAAAGUACAGCAAUUGAAUGGCAUGUCUAAUGCAUUUUGAGUGUACCAUAACCUCUUGUUCAGACAAUAGUCAUUUCUUUUCCCCAAAAUAUUAUAUUGUUUGUGCUUAAUUGUAGAAGGGGAUUAGUUUCCUUACCUUUGGGAAAGGAGGUGGCUACAGCCUGAUAAAAAGGUUUAUAGUCAAACAAGCUAGGUAAGACAUAAAACGGGAGUGCUACUGCAAAUGAAGCAAUGUUUUCACUUUGAGGUUUGUUUUUUGGUUUGAAAAUUGGUGCUGAUAUCUUUUUCUUGGUGAAAUGUAUCCUUGCCAAAUAUUUAGCACUGAACUGCUGACAGAACUAAUAAUCUCAGGUGGAAUGGGAGGUUCAUUUCAAUCUUUCAUUGCCCACACAACAGCUUACUAUCCAGUGUAACAGCAGAUCCAUAUGUUGGAGUUUGUGUUCAGUGCAUAAAUUGCUGCUGCUGGAUAAAGGUGACUAUUUGUAAAUAGAAACAUCUGUUCCCACCUGAACAGGAGGGGGGAAUCCUUCGGUAAACAUUGUGUGCCUGUCUACACUGCGCCUUAUGGCAAACAUUUGCAUGUUUUAAACAUUAGUAUUUAUAUACAGUGGUGCCUCGCAAGACGAAAUUAAUCCGUUCCGCGAGAGUCUUCGUCUAGCAGUUUUUUUGUCUUGCGAAGCAAGCCCAUUGACGGAUUAGCGCUAUUAGCGCUAUUAGCGGUUUAGCGGCUAUUAAAGGCUUAAAGGCUUAGGGGAUUAGCUGCUAAAAGGCUAUUAAAGGCUAUUAAAGGCUUAGCGGAUUAGAUAAGGGGGGGGGGAGCGAAAAAAAAAUCUCACGACUCGCAAGGUAUUUUCGUCUUGCGAAGCAAGCCCAUAGGGGAAUUCGUCCUGCGAAGCAACUUCAAAACGGAAAACCCUUUCGUCUAGCGGUUUUUCCGUCUUGCGAGGCAUUCGUCUUGCGGGGCACCACUGUACUCUAUUAUCCUGAUCUUUAAAGAAAAUUUCAGCUGUUGGCAAUCAACUUCUAAUCUUUUGUACUGAUUUUACAAAAUAUUUUUCUAAUAAAAAUAAGAGGCACUGAAA